AUGAACGCCUUCAUGGUCUGGUCGCGGGGCCAGCGGCGCAAGAUGGCCCAGGAGAACCCCAAGAUGCACAACUCGGAGAUCUCGAAGCGGCUGGGCGCCGACUGGAAGCUGCUGAGCGACGCCGAGAAGCGCCCCUUCAUCGACGAGGCCAAGCGGCUGCGCGCCGUCCACAUGAAGGAAUACCCGGAUUACAAGUACCGGCCCCGUCGCAAGACCAAGACGCUGCUCAAGAAGGACAAG
Python bivittatus (Burmese python) is the source of this 240-nucleotide messenger RNA. It is a transcript of the gene SOX3, whose product is annotated as SRY-box transcription factor 3. Lineage: Eukaryota; Metazoa; Chordata; Lepidosauria; Squamata; Pythonidae. Gene Ontology annotation, cellular component: nucleus. Gene Ontology annotation, molecular function: RNA polymerase II cis-regulatory region sequence-specific DNA binding; DNA-binding transcription activator activity, RNA polymerase II-specific. Gene Ontology annotation, biological process: neuron differentiation; brain development; negative regulation of transcription by RNA polymerase II. The record is from RefSeq and is a predicted model, not a curated record.